AUGAAUGAUCGAACGGAUCUUGUGAUGAAUCAUCACAAAAAUCGUAAAAGAAAUAAAAAGAGCAAAUGUUCACGUCGGCGUGUCAUUUUAGUGUUGCUUGCGACUUUCAUUCUUAUUGCAGUCAUUGCUAUAAUUGUUGCUGUUCUCUUAAUUAAACUAAAUCAAACAACAUCAAAAAAUAGAAUAAGUGAAGCUAUACUUCGUUGGAACACAACUGGUAUUACUAUAGCUGGUAUUAGUAAUGAACUUGGUAAUGAUAGUACUCAUCUAAAUACACCUUGGGAUGUGACAUUGGACUAUCAAAAUUCACUCUAUAUUGCUGAUCGAAAUAACCAUCGAAUUCAAAAAUAUCUCGCAGGUUCAUUGAAUGGAACCACAGUAGCGGGACAAGAGAAUGGAACAUCGGGUUCUACUCUAAGCUAUUUACAGAACCCUUCACGAAUCCUUAUCGAUGUCAAUGGAAAUAUGUAUAUAACAGAUACGGGCAAUCAUCGUAUUUUAUCUUGGUCUUCUGGUUCUUCUUCAGGAGUAAUGAUAGCUGGUACAGGCGUAGGAGGAAGUUCGAAUAAUCAACUUCGUACACCAUAUGGAAUAGCACGUGAUAUAAAUUCUGAUAAACUUUAUAUAGCAGACUAUUCCAAUAGUCGUAUUAUGUUAUAUUUAAAUGGUGCAUCAUCAGGUACAGUUAUUGCUGGUGGCAAUGGACCAGGAACAAACGCAACACAAUUAAAAAAUCCUGUCGGUCUCUACUUUGAUUCUUUAUCAAAUAGUCUUGUUAUUGCAAAUCAUGCUGCCUGUAAUAUUCUUCGAUGGGUAAUAGGUGAAACGAGUUGGACUCUACUGGCUGGCAGCAUUAAUGGAACAGUAGGCAAUACAUCAACACUAAUGAAUUUGCCUGUUGACAUAACAUUUGAUCCUAUGGGUAAUAUGUAUGUUGCUGAUCGAAAUAAUCAUCGAAUUCAAUUAUUUAUGGUCGGUCAAUCAGAUGGGAUAACUAUUGCAGGGGUCACAGGUAUAUCGGGAGACAAUGCCACUCUACUGAACAGGCCAUGGUCAAUAAAACUUGAUAGUCAAUUAAAUUUAUAUGUCGCCGAUUCAAAUAAUCAUCGUAUACAAAAAUUCCUACGUUAUUAA
Molecule: messenger RNA, 1134 nt
Organism: Rotaria sp. Silwood1
Lineage: Eukaryota; Metazoa; Rotifera; Eurotatoria; Philodinida; Philodinidae
Source: the annotation of a GenBank genome assembly